CAUGUCAAGUUUGUGGUCUACCAAAACUCCUAGAUCCUUUUCACAUGUACUGCUCUCAAGCCAGGUGUCUCCCAUCCUGUAUUUGUGCCUUUCAUUUUUUUUGCCCAAGUGUAGUACUUUACAUUGUAAGUAGUUGGGCCUUGGUUUCCGAACAUUUCGGAAGUCAAACGGACUUCUGGAAUGGAUUAAGUUUGAGAACCAAGGUACCACUGUCUUUGGCACUUUGGUUUUUGCUAUUCAUUUUGCGUUUUUGAUUUUGAGGCUUUUUCGGUUAAUUUGUUUUUGUGACUGUGUUUUUUAUCAUCUGCAAUACUGUCUUAUUCAUUUUAUAGUACAGUACAUUGAUUCUUGCCUUCAUUUUAUGGAUCAAUCGUCUCGUUAGAGAGUAAAAUUCAUGUUAACUUGCUGUUUUAGGGGUUGUUUUUAAAAGUCUGGAAUGGAUUAAUCCGUUUUGCUUUACUUUCUAUGGGAAAGCGCGCCUUGAUUUUGAAACGAUUUGGUUUGGGAACGGACUUCCGGAACGGAUUAAGCUUGAGAACCAAGGUACCACUGUAUAGGAACAGAGUGAAUGAUGAAAUAGCAAGAACUACGGCCAGGUCACUAAUCCAGUGAGGCUUUAACAUCCCAAUUUCACAGAUGUGCUUGUGGGGUCUGAAGUGGUGGUGACUGGCUGGGACCUCGAGGUGGGCAGCUCAGGGAAGAUGUUGAGCCAGCGUGUGGCAACUGUGCAAAGGGCAAAUUCCAUGCUAGGCAUCAUUAGGAAAGGGAUUGCAAAUGAAGCUGCCAAUAUUGUAAUGCCAUUUAUACAAAUCAGUUGUGCAACCUGUGUACAGUACAGUUCUGGUCGCCUCCCCUCCAAAAGGCUAUUCUCGAGCUGGGAAAGUUUCAGAAAAGGGCAACCAAAAUGACCAAGGGGGUGGAGUGACUUUUCUGAGAAUAAAGGCUGCAGCAUAUUGCCAAUGAACACAUGACAAAGGUGUAUAAAUUUAUGCACAUUUUGGAGAAAGCAGAUAGGAGAAGUUUCUCUCUCUCAUACUAGAAGGGAGGGCCAGCCAAAGAAACUGAAUGUUGGAAGGUUCAAGACAGACUUUGCCACACUGUGCAGAGUUAAAGCUCUUCUUCUUCUUCUUUGGCGAUCCCUCGUAGCAGAGUAAGAUUGUCUUCCGUGAACACAGUCUUAACAAUGAGUCCGUACGUGACUGUGGAGGCCAAUUCUGGAUCCACACGUCCUUCCGCAGUGGGGACAUUGGUUUCCAGGCGAGAGUUGAUUUGCCAAGCGUGCCUUCCUCUUAGCACGUUUCUCCCUUGCGUCCUGAGUUCGAGUUUCUUCAAAGCCCACGACACCUUUGGUAAAAGCUGUUCUCCAGUUGGAGCGCUCAUAGGCAAGUGAUGAUAGCUAUCAAGAUUAUACCUCAACACAGGCUUCAAGGAAGGAAACCAAAGCAUAGAAUGAACACUCAAGCUCUUUAAGAUCCCAUUAAGCGGAAUUGCUUCUGAAUGACUCUUAAGGACCAUCUGCCUUCAGUUAAAACUAUGGAAUUUGCAAGAUUUAAUGCUACCGGUAGCUACCCAUUUUGGUAUAGGGACGCGGGUGGCGCUGUCUAAGCCACUGAGCCUAGGGCUUGCUGAUCGGAAAGUCGGCGGUUCGAAUCCCUGCAACAGGGUGAGCUCUCAUUGAUCAGUCCCAGCUCCUGCCAACCUAGCAGUUCAAGAGCACGUCAAAGUGCAAGUAGAUAAAUAGGUACGGCUCCGGCGGGAAGGUAAACGGCGUUUCCCUGCGCUGCUCUGGUUUCACCAGAAGGAGCUUUGUCAUGCUGGCCACAUGACCUGGAAAAACUGUCUGCGGACAAACGUCGGCUCCCUCGUCUGUAAAGCGAGAUGAGCGCCGCAACCCCAGAGUUGUUUGCGACUGGACUCAACUGUCGGGGGUCCUUUACCUUUACCCAUUUUGGUAGCCACCAGCCACAAUGGCCAGGCUCUGCCUAUGUUGUGGGAAUGGCAGGAAAGAGCCUCCAUCUUGCUACUUUGAGAGCAGGUUGCUGCACGAGAUGGGCACCCUUUGGCCUGAUCCUGUGGCUGAGCUCUGAAGGGCUGCGCACACACUCUGGAAGAUUCUCAGAGCCAAAGUCUGGAAGCAAAUGGCAGCCCGUGAAAGGCCUCUGUUCUGAAAAGGCCCCUCUAGCUGCUCCUGGCCACGGGGGCUCAGACUCUCCCAGCGUGGCUGGUCCUGGAUUGUGGCUUGAGGAAGCAUUGCCCAAAGUUGGGGGGAUCCGGGUGCAGUGGGGCUGCCUCUCUUUUGAGGCAGGGGUGGGUGCCGUUUCCGUGCUGACCCUCCUUUUCUUUCCCCAGGUGAUUGGGGCUGAGACCGUGGGCUUGAACGCCAUCUUUCUGCUCCUCAUGUCCCGCGUAUCACAGGCCUCGGGGGGCAUCUUGCCACCGCUCAGCUCCCUGGUGGGGCCCAGGAAGGUGUUGCCAGCUGAUGGAGGAGAACCCCUGGAGGCAGCGGACACAGGUACCGCUUCCAGAUCGCUGACGCCGCUGGCCAAGUCCUUCCAGAAGGCGGAGGCUCUCCUGCGCCACUGCGUCAACCCCAGCCUGUGGCGCCUGCUGCCCCCGCGCACCAGCGAGAGCGCUUACGACAGCGAGGAGGAGGACUCUCCCGGAGGCCUGGCCCGCCUGGCCCAGGUGGAGCGCAGCUUCUUGGGGCUCAGCCGCUGCCUGUGCGUGAUGGAGAACCCUCGGACGGAGACCUUCCAGGCCCAUGUGCGCCCAGCCCUCCCGGACACGCCCCGGGGCGCCUUCACUUACCACGCAGCCCGGAGCAGCGUGGCUCGCCAGGGUGCCACUCUCCACGCUCUGCUGCAGCACCGCCACCGCCUUCGCCUCUCCCGCCACUACACCCGCCGCCUCAAGGCGGCUUCCGGCUUCGUGCAGCACCUGAUGGCCGCCGAGCGCUGCCUGCCGACCCUGCAGCCGCUGGCCGGCCAGCCAAACGCCACCUGGGGCCGCCAGCUGCGGGGGCUGUGCGAGGAGCUGCGCACCCACGCCACGCACUGGGAGGGGCUGCAGCGGCGCAUCCGCAGCGACCCCUGGCUGCGCCACAUGCUGCUGCAGCGCCACGAGGUGGUCCAGCACAUGAGGCGCUCCCUCUGCCUGCUGGCCCUCCACGCCGUCUGCCUCCUGGACCGCCACAUCGAGGCCUUGCUCCGCAGCUUGGCCCAUGCCCUCCCUGUGCCCGCUGCCCCACUGUCCGACUUCUUCCAGGGGCUGGAGAUCUACAACCAGGUGGUGAACGACCCGGCACUGCAGCAGGCCUUCCUGGAGCAGCCGGGCCUGCGGAGAACAGCAAGCAGCUCUCCAGCCUUCCCCCUGGAGAGGAUCCUGGGCAUCCUGGCAGCAGAGAGGGGCAAGCGGGCCGCCCAGAGGCUGCACCCGCUGCUCCUCCGAGUGGGGGGUCUGGAGCCUGCGCCUUGGGGUGGGGACGCCAAGCCUGGGCUCCUGGAAAGGGCCUCCCAGGCAUCUCCGUCAGGCGAGGGUCUUCCCAGCCUCUCGGUGGAGCUGCAGGCCUUGUGCCACGAGGAGGAAGAGGGCCUUCUGGUUGUCCUGGGGGAGCUGGUGGCUUCCACCGACAGCCUGUGGCAUCACGUCCUGAACCGCCCCAAGCAGGAGAAGCCCCUCGAAUGCUUGGAGCCGACUGACCUGCCUCCGGGGCUGGACUCUGCCUCGCUGCCCAGCUGGAAGUCUGUGCGCUGGCUGGACACCUCCUUCAGAGAGGCAGCGGCAGCGCUCUAUGCCCAGUACUGCCCGCUGCUGUGGAGAGCGGCUUCCUCUUCCUUGGCCCACCGGCUGGAGCUCCACCCGCCCCUGGCGCACUUCCAACUGGGGGCAGCGGCUGCCUUGGCCCGGCGGCUGAGCCAUGGCCUGGCACAGGCCUGCGUGCCUCAGGAGAGCAAGGAGGAACUGAAGGAUUUGGUGCUCCAGCUGCUGACGCGUGAUGUCCUCCAGCACUGGGACCAAGGUUUCUGCCAGGCUCUGGGCUCCAGCCUCACCGACAAAUGCUUGGCCAAGCCCGCCCAGAGCACAGAGGUGGCCUGCAGCCGGACGGCUCAACUCCUGCAGGGCCUCUACCUGCCCUUGGCCUUCAGCCUGCAGUGCCUGGACUCCCAGCUCACGGAGAGCACAGCCGGCAACCUUGUCCCAUCCGGCCUCCACCUGCGGCUGCUGUCCCUCUCGCUGGCUACCGCUCACUCCUCCUGCUACUGGGUCAUGAGCAAGGCCUACCAGUACUUGGCUUCCUGGUCCCUCAACCAGUUCCUCCUUGUGACCCAGGGAGACUUGCAGCUGCUGAAGGCAGAGUCCAGCAGGAUGUCCACGCUGGUGAGCACAGCUUUUCCUGAGGGCAGGAGGAAGCAGAGCCCCCUCCUCUCUGGCCAGGAGCAGGAGCUGAGCCAGCAGAUCCACUCCACAGCUUCCAGCGUCCAACUGUUUGCGAACAAAGUCCUGACGCUGUUUUCCUCGGACUGCAAACGCAUGGCGGCGGAGAUCUUCAGCCAAACCAUGCCCCUGGGCAAGCACUGGCGCCUCGCCCUCCGAACAGAGCUGCCGCCCUCCCCCAGCGAAUAUGCCUCAGCUGCUGCUCAGAGCGUCCUGGGUCAGGUCUUGCUGGGCAUCCAGCUCCUGCCGCAAGAUGCCCAGGGGCCAGCCCUCAGCCAGGUGACGACGGCCUUCUUGGAAGCCUGGAUGGACCACAUCCUGGCCCAGAAGAUCAAGUUCAGCCUCCAGGGCGCCCUUCAGCUGAAGCAGGACUUUGACCUGGUGCGGGAGCUGCUGCAGUCGGAGGAUUAUGGCCUCUCCCCGCAGAUCAAGGAGCUGGUGCUCUCCCUCCGGGUCUUCCAGCAAGUGGACAAUGCCAUCGCCUGCCUCUUGCAGCAGCCCCCCAAGACCUCCUUGCCCUCACCCACCUGGGAUGCCUUCCACAAGUGCUGCUCCCAUGAUGGGAUUCGCACGCAGGACGGCGGCCCAGGCAGCCUGAACAGCCUGGAGAGCCUGGAAGGGCUGCCCACGCAGGCGAGGGCCGCGCUGGAGAGCCAGGCGGGUGACCUGCUGAGCCGCAUGCAAGGGGGAGGCUGCAGCCCCGAGACCUACCUCAGCCCCAUGCAGCAGGAGUGGCUGGCGCUGCGGCUGCACGGGGGCCGCCGCUGGAAAGUCCCUGCCCUGCCCUGCAUGAACAGGACCUCUGAGCCUUGACUGGGCCAGGUGGGGCAGCUCCAGCCUCGGCAGGAUGAGUACCUGCGAGGCGCCACUUGCAGCGCGGACUCCUCAGGGCUCCCUCCGCCUGCCGCAUGUGCCUCAGGCCCUGCACAGCAGCAGCCGUGGCGUGACUCUCCUCCCUGGGGGCUGGGGGGGGAGCCUCAGUUGCCUCCCGCCAGGCCUUGGCUGCUUCCGGGCAGCAACUCUCUGGCCGUAGACAUUUUGGCUAAGGGGAGAAGCUGCUGGAGGAAGAGAAAGCAGCUUGUUGAGCGGCAGGGCCUGAAAUCGCAAAAGGCGCUUCAGCACUCCCAGGCCGCCUCGGGGUGGUCAGCGUCACAAGGAAGUUGGAGAAGCACACAGAAGAUCUCUGAUCCACAUUAAAGUCUCCUGAUGUUGCAGCCGCUUGGCGUGUCUCUUGAUUUGGGAAUAAAUCCAUGAGAAUCUCUCUGACCCACUUUCUCUGACCCUUUGGGGGAAGGGCUGCAGCUCAGGGGCAGAACAUCUGCUUUCCUCCCAGCUGGCCCUCCCAGGCUCGGCCCCCAAUGGCAUCCGCACAGGGCAGGGAGCUCAGAAAGACCUGCCUGAAAGCCUGGGCAGCCGCUGCCUGUCAGUGCAGGCAGAACUGAGCUUAGAUGGACCAGCGGUCGAGCCGGCAGCUUCUGAGCUUUCUGGGCGUCCUGAUGUUUGGCCACAAAGUCCCUAGCUUGGCAGAAGUCGGGCUGAGGAGCGAGUAGGAGAACCUCGAGUUCCCUGCGAGUCAAAUCCUGCCCCAGAGAGCAGCUCGCUGCUUUCCUGCCUGCCUGCAUUACUCAAACGAAUCCUGACAAGUCACAACAGACAUGCAUUCUGACGAUAUCCGCUGGGCUUCGAAUGCUGAGCGCAGCCAGGUCCCACCCCUCCCUUCCCUGCCAAGUUGAAA
Zootoca vivipara (common lizard) is the source of this 6169-nucleotide messenger RNA. The record is from RefSeq and is a predicted model, not a curated record. Lineage: Eukaryota; Metazoa; Chordata; Lepidosauria; Squamata; Lacertidae.